AGGGUCUGAUGUCCAAAUUCAAGAGCGAACUCCGUGAAGGCAAAGUUUACACCAUCACUUAUUUCUCAGUUCUUUCAAACAGUGGCGGUUUUAUGGCUUCUGAGCAUGAUUACAAGAUUAUGUUCAAUGAAAAAACUAGGGCUGCAGUUGAAGAAGCAAUUGGAAUCCCAAUGACUAAAUACUCCUUCAAGGACACUGAUCAGAUAUUGGCUACUGGUGGUGAUUCUGACUUUUUAAUUGAUGUGAUUGGAUUAGUUACCAAUGUAUCAAGUGAGAAGAAAUAUCCUAAGGCUGGCAAUGUAACACGGAUGAUAGAGCUGGAGCUGACAGAUGAUAAGUUAAUCCCUAUCUUACGUAACAUAUUCAUGUCAAGAUUUUACAAUUAUGAUUGAUUUCUAAAUGACUAUGAGCACAUUACAAAUUUUAUGCUCUAAUUUGAAUGUUUCAAGAAUAAUUAGUUGUGAAGGAUGUAAACUAUGUUUCUGAGUAUA
This is a messenger RNA of Lotus japonicus, 491 nucleotides long. RefSeq lists its product as uncharacterized. NCBI's taxonomy places the organism in Eukaryota, Viridiplantae, Streptophyta, Magnoliopsida, Fabales, Fabaceae. Bases 9 to 392 code for a protein of 127 amino acids. The transcript has 2 exons. The record is from RefSeq and is a predicted model, not a curated record.